Messenger RNA from Saprolegnia diclina VS20, 1299 nucleotides. RefSeq lists its product as hypothetical. The record is from RefSeq and is a predicted model, not a curated record. The transcript has 7 exons. The coding region runs from base 1 to 1299 and encodes 432 amino acids. NCBI's taxonomy places the organism in Eukaryota, Oomycota, Saprolegniomycetes, Saprolegniales, Saprolegniaceae.
AUGUCGUCGAUCCGGGUCCGCGCGACCAACAAGCUCAUGGCCAAGCUCGGCGCGACCAAGCCGAGCAAGAACACGCAGUUCGACAUUGCCGCCGCCGGCUUUGAAGAGCUCCAGUCGGGCGUCGUCAACCUCGACAACGCGCUGCAAGGCUUCAUCCUCUCGCUGAAAGGCUUUCACGCGUCGGCCAACGUCCUUUUGCGCGCGGUCGAGGACGUGGCGAGCGUGCGCUGCUCGGACAACAUGGGCACGGCGCCCGAGGUGCGGCAGUUUGUCGACGUCUUCAAAGCGUGCUCGCUCAGCAUUGACAUCACCAAGCUCACCGAGCUCGUCAAGACGUUCGAGACGCGUGUGCAAAAGCCAUCGCAGGGCUGGCUCCACCAAGUCGCGCACCUCAAGUCCGAGAUCGAAGACUUUAACGACAGCCACAUCACGUUCGACCACUACACGAAGAAGGUGCAGACGCUCCGCGAUGCCCACAACAAACGCGCCGGCGCCGGCAAGCAGGAGAAGAGCAAGGACGUCGACAAGCUCCACCGCAACGAACAAAAGCUCGUGACCAUCUCGACCAACUAUAACAAGACGUCCGAGAAGACGAUCCAGGACCUCCGCACGUUUCUGCAAAACCGCGACGCGACCUUGCUGCCGCUCGUCCAGCGUAUCAUUGAGUUUCGCCUUGCGUAUGCCAAGGACGUGUACGACUUGACGGCCAAGCUGGACCCGCUGCUGCGCAUCUCGACUUUCAACGAACACCUCUCGCGCCUCGAAUCGUUUGCACCGAGCGGCCACGACAGCGCGAUACCGGCGGCGACCCGCACCGACGACGAGCCGGAGGUGCAGGUGACGACGCUGAGCUUCAACGAUUUCGUCGGACCGACGACCGAGGCGCCACCGUCGGCCGACUUUUUCCAGGCACCGGCGACGCAACACGGCAGCGUCACCUCGUCCCACGCUACCCACUUGUCGUCGGGAAGUUCGUGGCAAGACUUUAACGCGCCGUCGGCAUCGCCGGCGUUCGAGGCGUCGUUUCCAUCGGCGUCCGGCAAUCACAUUACAACGAGCGCGGUUGCCGGUAGUCGCACGAGCUUUAACUCGACGACGACCGCAGCGCGCACCGGCAGUAUCAAGGCCGACGGAGGGUUUCCAGCCUUCCAUGCGCCGGACGAAGCGGGGUUCAACCCCUUUGCGGCGACACCGCCGCCGUCGUUCAGCGAGGCGCCGCCGAUGAAUCCAUUUGGAGCUUCGGCGUUCCCUCCGCCGCCGCCGACGACGCCACAAGACUCGUUCAACUUUAUGCAGUAG